AUGCCAACUCGCACAACAGGAGCGAUCGCACAAGACUGGGAACCCGUUGUUCUCCACAAAUCAAAACCGAAAGCACAAGAUCUCCGCAACCCGAAAGCAGUGAACCAAGCGCUUCGAACCGGAGCAGAAGUCCUAACGCUAAAGAAAUCCACCGCUGGUUCGAACAAGAAAACCGCCGGUCCGGUUCUGAACGCGAGGAAGCUAGACGAAGCGGCUGAACCGGCGGCGUUGGAGCGGGUCGGCGGGGAAGUGAGGCACACGAUACAGAAAGCGCGGUUGGAUAAGAAGAUGAGUCAAGCUGAGCUGGCGAAACAGAUUAAUGAGAGGGUUCAGGUUGUUCAGGAGUAUGAGAAUGGGAAAGCUGUUCCUAAUCAGCUUGUUUUGGGAAAAAUGGAGAGGGUUUUAGGUGUUAAACUUAGGGGUAAAAUUGGAAAAUGA
Molecule: messenger RNA, 438 nt
Organism: Lathyrus sativus (Indian pea)
Lineage: Eukaryota; Viridiplantae; Streptophyta; Magnoliopsida; Fabales; Fabaceae
Source: the annotation of a GenBank genome assembly